CCCCCGCAAACUGCGGGGCGCAGCGCAGGGCGCAGGGCUUCGGAGGCGGAGGCGAAGGAGAGAGACACACACACACACACACACACACCCGGAGAGGCAUAGCCCAUCCUGCCCCCACCUGAGCCACAAUGAAUCCCGCCGUGGGCAUCGCCGUCCUGCUGGCAGUGGUGCAGGCUGCCCGCGGUCAGAAAGUGCACAGCCUGACGGCCUGCCUGGAGGGUCUGAACAUGCGCCUGGACUGCCGCUUCGAGAACAGCACCAAAGACCCUCUCAAGUUCGAGAUCAGCCUGACCCGGGAGAACCAAAAACACGUGCUGCAGGGCGACCUGGGCAUCCCCGAGCACGCCUACCGGUCCCGCCUCAACCUCAGCGCCGCGCACAACCACCUCGCCCUCUACAUGGCCUCCUUCACCAGCAAGGACGAGGGCAUCUACAACUGCCAGUUCCAGGUGCCCGGGGAGGUGACCCACAAUCCCGGCAAGAACCUGACUGUCUACAAAGAUAAACUGGCCAGAUGCGCCGGCAUCAGUCUGCUGAUUCAGAACACCUCGUGGCUGCUGCUGCUGCUUCUCUCUCUGCCCCUCCUGCAGGCCGUGGACUUCGUGUCCCUGUGAGCCCGGGCCUGGAGCCGGGGCCGAGCCGGGGCCUGGAGCCGGGGCCGAGCCCGGAGCCCGGGCUAGCGGACCCAGAAAACCGUGAUGCCCCCCCACCCCCGGGGACCAGGGUCUCUCGGCCACCCAGGCCCCCACGCGCACACUGCACCCCCGGUGGGGGAGGGCCCACCCCCCAUAAAAGAAUCCCAGCUCCGCAUGCCACACUCCCAUUGCCCAACCCCCUCCCCCACCCUCCCCCCUACCACCUUCACUUUCACCUCGCAGGCUAUACUUUUGUAAUAGUCGCCUGAGCCGCUUCUGUCUGCUUUGAUUUCCGUUUCUUUUCAGGGCUGGGGGAGGAGGCGGAGAGAGGGAGGGCUGCUUCUCUCCCACUCCUGCUGGGUGCCAGGGCAGGGGCUGAAUCCAGGGCCUGGAUUCCGGCUGGGGCGGUUGGAGGGCGGGCAGGGAGGGGUGGUCUCCAUUUUGGAGCCUGCCACCGCCCCGCCUGGCGUGAGGUCCCUGGUGACUCCGGGCCCAGCAGGAACGGUGGGCCGCUUCCUUAGCGAGCCUCCGAACUGGGGAGCUGCUGGCCGGCCUACCAGCCUGCCCGCCCCCCGCCGGACCCUGCGGUGUCCCUUCCCCCCUCUGGACCCUCUCCACUGUAUUCCGGCCUCCACCCUCAAAGAAAGCCCUAAGAGAAUGAGGACUCUGAAGUGAACGGGGGAGGGAGGUUUGUCACCCAGUCUCCCCGGGCCCGGUGUAGCCUCAGAACCGGGGACCCGUCCUGGGAAGGGGGAUGACCCCCUACGCCUCCCCACCCACAAGAGUUGGCAAGGCUGCGCCCGCCCCGGAAGCUGCCGGGAACCUCUAGCCUAGAUCUAUCCCUGAAGGGCAGGAGGGGGCCCGAGGUCUGCAAGGGCCACCGCCUCGAUCAGGGCGGCGAUUUGGCCGUCGGACGGUGUGGGGUGCUGGCCCCCGCCUCCAGGGUGGAAGCUCCCCGAGGACAGGGCGGGAAAAUCCCUUCGGAGGGUGGGCCUCCUGCACCCUCCAGCCCAGAUUUUAUAGCUCAGGUAUCUCUCUCCGGCCACAUCUCUUUCCCCAGACCUGACGUUUCCUGGUGAAUACGAUGGAUAAACAGAAAACGGUGAUUUUAAAACAGUUAUAUAUAUAUAUAUACAUAUAUUUACAUAUAUGUAUAUGUGUGUAUACCCCCGAAACGCAACCCAGCUCCCCUCCUCCCUCCUCCCUCCUGAUGUCCAUGUCUCCUGUGAUCAUGUGUAGCGUUUCCACAGCUUGUACUCCGACAUCUGGUCGAGGAAAAAGAAAAAUACCGCACAAUAAACCAAAUCUUUGGAGUGUG
Messenger RNA from Ornithorhynchus anatinus (platypus), 1953 nucleotides. It is a transcript of the gene THY1, whose product is annotated as Thy-1 cell surface antigen. The coding region runs from base 129 to 614 and encodes 161 amino acids. The record is from RefSeq and is a predicted model, not a curated record. The transcript has 4 exons. NCBI's taxonomy places the organism in Eukaryota, Metazoa, Chordata, Mammalia, Monotremata, Ornithorhynchidae.